Aspergillus affinis is the source of this 1545-nucleotide messenger RNA. RefSeq names its product PH domain protein. The record is from RefSeq and is a predicted model, not a curated record. Bases 1 to 1545 code for a protein of 514 amino acids. NCBI's taxonomy places the organism in Eukaryota, Fungi, Ascomycota, Eurotiomycetes, Eurotiales, Aspergillaceae. The transcript has 4 exons.
AUGAGAAGCUCCAUUGGUCCCGAUCGGCGCGCCUCGAUGAGUGACGACGAGGCUAUCCCGGGUUCCGACAGCAACGAGACAACGAACCUUCUCCUUGAGCGUCUCCGGGCCUGGAAGCAUAUGUGUGGUUAUCUGGAAGAUUACGUCGCGGUGACUGCGAAGGUGCAGAAAUCGCAGUCGAAGGAUUAUGAGAAGGUGUUGAAGACUGUGAGCGAUCCGCUCAAGGAAGGACACCAUUUCUCCCAGAGCGCGGGUGGGAUGGCGUCUUGGUUUGAGAAUAUCCGCUCGAAUACUCAGGGAAUGGUGAAUAUGUACCUGGAAUCCGAAAAGAAUAUUCGCGGAUCUAUCUCCCCGACCCUGGACCGGCUGCAUAAAGAGAUCAAGAACAAGUCCAAGGAGCUCCAGGCGGGCGCCUCCAAGAGCGCAAAGGCCGUCGACAAGGCGAGAAGCAUUACUCAGAAGCAUAUCGAGCUUCUUGGCCAGCAGAGCGCCCAUUUCGACGCGGCCGCCGGAAACAAGGUCGACCAGAGCCAUGACCCCUACAUCCUGCGCCGAGGUAUCAACCACCGCCUCAACAAGCAGGUCAUCGAGGAGAACAACAACCGCCAGGACAUCAUUGCGGUCCAGAACAACUUCCAGCAAUUCGAGGCGCACGUUGUGCAGACCAUUCAGACUUCCAUGGAGCAAUUCGUCAUGUUCGUGAACAACCAACUGGAGCGUCAACGCACCAUGUACUCCGACAUGCUAGGCGCCGCCCAACGAGUGCCCCCCGACUUCGAAUGGGUCAACUUCAUUACCAACAACCACCAAACCCUCGUCGACCCCGACGCUCCGCCCCGGUCCCUGAGCAACAUCACCUUCCCCAACCAGGACCACCACUCGACCAAGCCCUUAAUGGAGGGUGCCCUGGAGCGCAAGUCCCGCGCCGUGAUCAAGGGUUUCAACAGCGGCUACUACGUCAUUACCGUGGCUCGCUACCUGCACGAAUUCAAAGACAACGACGACUUCCGCCGCGACCCCACCCCGGAACUGUCCCUAUACCUCCCGGACUGCGUCCUCGGCGCCAUCGACGGCGUCAAGUUCAGCGUCAAGGGCAAGGAUGUCUCCAGCGGCAAAGUCGGCAACGCCUUCCACACUAACACCGAGCUGAACUUCAAGGCCCCGACCCCCAGCGACGCCGAAAAAUGGUACAACGUCAUCAAGGACGCCGCCAAGGCCCCCGCGGCCAUCCAGACCAGCGCUGCGGCCUCCCCAACCGCCGCCUCGCUACCUGCCAGCCCGGCUGUCGGCGCCGGCGCCACUGGCGGAACCACGGAGAACCACCCUCCCGCUUACUCCGAAAAGCACAGCGAGGGAUCCACCGCCGGCCAGGAUGCCAGCGCCUUCUCGCCGCAGGCUUCCUCGCCUCAAGCAGGCCCGUCUGGUUCCUCGUCGUCUCCUCCCGGGAUCUCGCGCGCCAACACCGCAAGCUCGGCGCAAACCCAGGGCGUGACAUCUUCCGGCGGCGCCGGUGCUUCAGCUCCUCCCGCGGGCGAGAAAGCGUGA